Molecule: messenger RNA, 439 nt
Organism: Ruditapes philippinarum (Manila clam)
Lineage: Eukaryota; Metazoa; Mollusca; Bivalvia; Venerida; Veneridae
Product: delta-like protein A
Exons: 4
Molecular function (GO): calcium ion binding
Source: RefSeq, a predicted model, not a curated record
AUGACCCCUAUUGUUUUGGUGUCAAAAAAUAUAGAUGAAUGUGAACCAAGGCCAUGUAUGAAUGGAGGUACUUGUGCAAAUCUGAUAAAUGCGUAUAGUUGUUCAUGUCCAAAUGGAUACUCUGGUAAAAACUGUCAAGUGGCUUCUCUUGGAGUAUCAUGUUCACAGUCUGGAACAACAUGUGCUGAUAGAAAUGCUGGAUGCCAGAGUAAUGGACAAGAUGGAAACACUUGUCAGUGUACAAGUUCAUACUAUGACAGUGAUGGUUUAAAUAACAUUGGUGGAACAUGUAUACUAAAGGUUGGCCUUGGCUCUAAUUGUCCAAUGCCAAAUGCAUGUUUAUCUUCUCGGGCUGAAUGUAUUGGAAGCAGGUGUAGUUGUACUAACACAUAUUACGAUACAAACACUGACAAUACCAUUGGAGGUAGUUGUGAGACAA